Messenger RNA from Schizosaccharomyces octosporus yFS286, 739 nucleotides. RefSeq names its product 60S ribosomal protein L20. The record is from RefSeq and is a predicted model, not a curated record. The coding region runs from base 94 to 624 and encodes 176 amino acids. Gene Ontology annotation, biological process: translation. Gene Ontology annotation, cellular component: cytosolic large ribosomal subunit; ribosome. Lineage: Eukaryota; Fungi; Ascomycota; Schizosaccharomycetes; Schizosaccharomycetales; Schizosaccharomycetaceae. Gene Ontology annotation, molecular function: structural constituent of ribosome. The transcript has a single exon.
AACUCGUUAAAGCGUGUUGUUGAAAUUCGCAGUCACAAACUAUACCUUGAACAGAGCAACAAAACUUUCGUAGACAACACCAAUUUGGGGAAAAUGGCACUCAAGGAGUAUCAAGUCGUUGGCCGUAAGGUCCCAACUGAACAGGAACCUGUUCCUAAGUUAUACCGUAUGCGUUUGUUUGCUCCUAACGAAUCUGUCGCCAAGUCUCGUUACUGGUACUUCUUGAAGAUGAUUAACAAGGUCAAGAAGGCCACUGGUGAAAUCGUUGCCAUUAACCAAAUUCACGAACCCAAGCCCCUUCAACCUAAGGUUUUUGGUAUCUGGAUUCGUUAUGACUCUCGUUCCGGUACUCACAACAUGUACAAGGAAUUCCGUGACACUACCCGUGUCGGCGCUGUCCAGGCUAUGUACCAAGACAUGGCUGCUCGUCACCGUGCUCGUUUCCGCAGCAUCCGUAUUCUCAAGGUUGUUACCGUUGAGAACAAGGAAGAAGUUCGCCGUAGCUACGUCAAGCAACUUCUCGAUCCCAAGUUGAAGUUCCCUCUCCCUCAUCGUCGUACCGGUACUCUCGGCUUGGCUGGCAAGAAGGUUUUCGCUCCUCACCGCCCUACCACUUUCUACUAAUUUUUUUGUAUGGUUUUCAUAGACACAGCAACUGUGUGUGUUAUAUAAAAUACAGUUCCUCAACAUAUAAAUGGGUUAAGUCAGGGCAUAAUAUCAAUGAUUUUAAAAGUAAGGA